Menidia menidia (Atlantic silverside) is the source of this 1317-nucleotide messenger RNA. The record is from the annotation of a GenBank genome assembly. Lineage: Eukaryota; Metazoa; Chordata; Actinopteri; Atheriniformes; Atherinopsidae.
AUGGAGGUCAGGGGUCCAAACCUGCAAAAUGACGGCGAGUCGGGGAGGCCCACUCAUCCCCGGGGUUUCCCGUCCGGCGAAGCCGGGAAAAGCAACCACAACACGGGGGGACGCUACGUGGACUUCCGGGUGUCUGUGGUGCUUCCUGCGGGCGGCACAGGGGAGAGAACCGGGCUGCUGACUCCUAAGCAGUUCUGCUCGUUUCUGGGAAGGCCCCUCAUAAGCUACACCAUCCAGGCUUUCGAGAGGGUUUCAUGGAUCCGAAGCGUCGUGGUCGUCGUUGCAAAAGAAAACAUGGACCUGAUGAUGGACAUCAUACAGAGGUUCCAGCACCAGAGGGUCCGGGUGGUGCCCGGCGGCUCGACUCGCCACAGGUCCAUAUGCAACGGCGUCAUGGCCCUGGGCGAGGGGGAGACGCCGGCGGCCGACCGGCCCGAGGUGGUCAUCAUACACGACGCCGUGCGGCCCUUUGUGGACGAGGACUUCCUGCACAAGAUAGCGACUGCUGCCAAGGAGCAAGGGGCAGCCGGAGCGAUCCGACCCCUCGUUUCCACGGUGAUAGCCACCACCUCCGAGGGCUACCUGGACCAUUCUCUGGAGCGGGUCAAGUACAGAGCCAGCGAGAUGCCGCAGGGCUUCACCUAUGACGUCAUCCGACAAGCCUAUCAGAGGUGCACCGAGUCCGACUUUGAGUUUGGCACCGAGUGUCUCCAUCUGGCUCUGCAGUACUGUGGCACCAAUGCCAAACUCAUCGAGGGCCCGCCAACGCUGUGGAAGGUAACCUACAAACGGGAUCUGGCGGCUGCCGAGUCCAUCAUCAAAGAGACUCUAUCUCGGACGGCCUGCCUGAUCACGGGAGGAUCGGCACCUGCCGUCGCACUGGCCGGCGCCCUCCGAAAGGCGGCGGGAGCUCUGGAGAUGGAGCUGGAUGUGGUCCCGGAUCUGGCGGGAGACAACGGCGGGUAUUUAUUAAAGGAGUGGAACUUCAUCCAGGUUUCGGUCAGCCGUCGGCUGUCUGAGGUGGAGGCCCUGCUCGCCGCUCUGGAGGCAGCGAAUCGGGCCGUUCUCCAUCCGCCGGUGGUCAUCUGGGUGCACCUGAGCGGGGCGGGGGAGUCGUCGGCCGGCCCGGAGCCCUCCGCCUUCUGGGACCUGGCCUCCAGAGCCCGGCUCCGCAACGUUCUGCUCUACGGCCUCCGGCUUCACCAGUCCAAGGACGCCGAACGGUGGGAGAGGUCAGUGCUGAGGGCCGCUGAGAUCGCCUCAGCCCUGAUCCAGGGAAGGAGCCCGGCCCUGGUGGGACAGCUUCUGCAGGCCUGA